Orbicella faveolata is the source of this 1809-nucleotide messenger RNA. Its product is annotated as putative N-acetylated-alpha-linked acidic dipeptidase. Gene Ontology annotation, molecular function: carboxypeptidase activity. Lineage: Eukaryota; Metazoa; Cnidaria; Anthozoa; Scleractinia; Merulinidae. The record is from RefSeq and is a predicted model, not a curated record.
AUGCCUUGAGUGAUGCGCAGAACGUGUGCGCACUAACAAAAGUAGGCACCGUCCUUAAUAAACACACCGUGACCGUAAACUUAAAGCUAAGGACGAUAAGUGAUUUGAAUACAGCAAAUAAAACUCAUUUUUACGGUUUAUACGGCAGAUAGAUUACGCGGUCGCUCUUGGUGCUGUUGGAGCCCUCGUCUUCCCAGAACCUCCUCCAUCUGGACCUGAUCCUGACGAUACCUAUCCUAACACGCGCUGGACGUCAGGCGAAGCUAUCCCCGAAAGACCAGUGGCUGCAAACUGGGGUGAUCCACUUACCCCAGGAAUGCCAUCUAUUGAGGGGAUGUACCGAGGACCCAUGAAUAUGACCAAAUUGGCCGCCAUACCAACGCAGCCAAUCUCUUACAACGACGCCCUGUUUCUGCUGAAGCAGCUUAAAGGCGAUAAAGUACCAAAAGAAUGGCAAGCAAGUUUUAAUGUUUCCUUCGGUUUUGGGCCGGGUUUCAUCGACAAUAACACCACUGUGCGAUUGCAUGUGAACAACAUUAUAACCGAGAAAUCAGUAUACAAUGUUAUUGGUACCAUCCAUGGUCGCGAGGAACCUGACAGAUAUGUAAUAAUCGGUAGCCAUAGAGACGCGUGGUUUUUUGGGGCCGCUGAUCCUUCGAGCGGCACAGCGGCCCUUAUGGAAAUAUCACGGGCAGUCAGCAAAAUGCUUAAAGAAGGAUGGAAACCCAGAAGAACCCUGAAGUUCUGCAGUUGGGGAGCAGAGGAAUUUGGACUUAUUGGCUCUAUAGAAUGGGUAGAACAAAAUGAGAAGAUUCUGCAAGAUAGAGCUGUUGUUUAUUUGAACACGGACGUGGCGGUUGGUGGCGAUUACGUUUUAGUCAGUCAAAAUUGUCCACUUCUCUCAACGGUCAUUUUUUCUUGGGCCAAGAAGGUAAAAGAUCCAAAUGCACAUGGCAAUAAAACAAGUCUGUAUGACAUCAUGGUUGAGCGAAACCCCUCACGAAGUAAUCCUGGGGAACCUUAUGUUGUACCAUACAGCUAUUUCAGUGACUAUUAUCCAUUUUACAUGUACUCCGGUAUACCUUCAGCAGAUUUUAGCUACUUUUUCGGACCUGGUAACCCAGUAACACUGUAUCCUGUUUACCACACUCAGGAAGACAAUUUCUUUUGGAUGAAAAAAGUCGACCCGGAGUUUAAAUUUCACGAGGCCGUAACGAAGUUUGAAGGCGGACUUUUGAUUGAAUUGGCGGAUUGUCUUCUCUUACCGUUUGACGUUACUCGUUACGCAAAGACACUGAUAACAGCUUACGAGGAGCUUAUUAAGAAAAUGAAAAACCCAGGCAUUUCUACUGAUUACGUUCGUAAAGCUCUUUAUAAAUUCAGGAAUGCCAGUCAAGCUUUUGAUCAAGCAAAGUCCAAGUUAAAUCCAGACUUAGCCAGCCCAUUACGUUUGCGCAGGCUCAAUGAUCAAAUGGUACAAGUCGAGAAGGCUUUUAUCAGUUCUUUAAAGUUGUCAAGAAGUUACCUUAUGAGGCACGUGUUUACCAGUUCAGGUAAUCCUUUUCCAGGGGUCACGCAAGCAUACCUGGCAGGAGAUAGAGCCGAGGUUGAAAGGCAAAUAUCGUUAGUAGUCGAAACAAUCUCUUCUGCUGCGCAGAUCAUACAGCCAGAAGCAUCUGCUUAAUACAGCAAUUCUUGACACACUAAGCACAUGAUGACUGGCUCCAAGGGAAACAGUCAGUUUUGUUUCCCCGACACCCUCAAUGUUCCCCGAGGCGAAUGUCGAGGGGAAACAAAACUCACUGUUUC